AUGGGAUUUUUCCAAAUUAUUAUUUAUAAGUGGAAGAUAUCUAAAGAGAGAAUAUCUUCUCGAGGUCCAGACAAUUUACUCGAAAAAUCUGUCUCUCUCUCUGAUGAUUUCUCUGGAUAUUUUGCUGCGAGUGUAUUAUGGACUCAGGGUUCAAAAUUAACGGUCCAGCCCUCCAUCGACGAAGAGGGCAAUAUUUUAUUAUGGAACGGGGACAUUUUUUCUGGAAGUCUUGUAGGAACCAACAACGAAAGCGACACUCUGAUUGUCCUUAAAGCUUUUAAAUCAACCGGUGUUGAAUCCACUCUUCUGCAGAUAAAAGGACCCUACAGUUUCGUUUAUUUUCAAAAAUCGACGGAAUUUUUAUACUUUGGACGAGACUUGCUUGGAAGACACAGUUUAUUAAUAAACUUCAAUCAAGUCGAUAAUUGUUUAACACUCGCGUCAGUUACUUCCAGAAAAUUCAAAAACACAAUAGAAUUGCCUGCGAUUGGAAUUUUCGUCCUCAAAUUAUCCGAAGAUUUUAAUCUCGCCUGUUUUCCUUGGCGAAAUCGGAACGAAAAUUUUGAUGAGAAUUUUAAAAAGUUAGAAAAUCUCUUAAAUAUUGAUAUAAAAAUAGGAGAUGUUCUCUCUCCAAUUCGAGAAAAAUCCUUUGAUCCAAGUUCUCCUGAUCUGAAAUAUUUUCAUGACGAUUCUCUCGAUUUUCGAAAUUUUGAGCAAGUCAUGGAGUCGCUUUUGGAGAGGAGAGAAAUUUACGAGAGAGUGGAAAAAUUAGAGAGUCUUUUGAAUGAUUCAGUGAAAGCAAGGGUCGAGAAACAGCCUUCCUUUUGCAAGAAUUGCAUUAAAUUAUUUUUAAAGGGAGAAGAAAUUCAAUGCGAGCAUGCGAAAAUCGCGAUUCUAUUUUCUGGAGGUUUAGACUCUUCUAUUUUGUCAGUUGUCGCGGAUAAAUUCGUUAAUGAGAACGAGAGCAUUGAUUUGAUUAAUGUCGCUUUUGAAAAAGCGAUGACAAAUUCAAAGAAUUCGAGAAAUCAGGAUGAGAUUUAUAAUGUUCCGGAUAGGAAAACUGGAAGGCUAAGUUAUUCCGAAUUGGAAUCAAUUUGUCCUAAGAGAAAUUGGAAUUUUAUUGAGACAGACAAAAUGAGGAUCCUUCCUACUCUGGUUCUGCCACUGGCGGUCAUCCUUAAUUCUCUUGAAGAAGCGAUUGCUGGAGUGGUCGAAGGAAAACCCUCACAGAGUGGGGAAAAUCUCCAGAAUCUAUUCCCUCCACUUAAGACUACAUUCUCUCGCUUUGCGUUCAGCGACUCAGAUGUGCGCGCGUGUCGAAAUAGGCGAUUCACGCCGCGCUUUGCAGCCUAA
Molecule: messenger RNA, 1353 nt
Organism: Belonocnema kinseyi
Lineage: Eukaryota; Metazoa; Arthropoda; Insecta; Hymenoptera; Cynipidae
Product: asparagine synthetase domain-containing protein CG17486
Exons: 4
Coding region: 1-1353 (450 amino acids)
Source: RefSeq, a predicted model, not a curated record